CACUUCACUGAACUUCACUCCACUCAACAAUGUCUCCAAGCAAAGCUUUCAUCUUCUUAGCUCUCUUAUCCUUUUCACCACAACUCUUCCUAACAAUCUCUUCUGCAGUAGAAGACAAUGGCCUUCUCAUGAACUACUACAAAGAAUCAUGUCCACAAGCUGAAGAAGUCAUCAAAGAACAAGUCAAACUCCUCUACAAACGCCACAAGAACACCGCUUUCUCAUGGCUCAGAAACAUCUUCCAUGACUGUGCUGUUCAGAGUUGUGAUGCUUCUUUGUUGCUGACAUCCACAAGAAGAAGCUUGUCUGAGCAAGAACAUGACAGAAGCUUUGGUUUGAGGAACUUUAGGUACAUUGAUACCAUCAAAGAAGCUGUUGAGAGAGAGUGUCCUGGUGUUGUUUCUUGUUCUGAUAUCCUUGUUCUUUCAGCAAGAGAUGGAAUUGUUUCGCUAGGAGGUCCUUAUAUUCCACUGAAAACUGGAAGAAGAGAUGGAAGAAAGAGUAGAGUGGAUCUGUUGGAGGCCUAUCUUCCUGACCACAAUGAAUCCAUUUCUUCUGUCCUUGACAAGUUUGGUGCCAUGGGAAUUGACACUCCUGGAGUUGUUUCUUUGCUUGGAGCACACAGUGUUGGAAGAACUCAUUGCACAAAAUUAGUGCACCGUUUGUAUCCAGAAGUUGAUCCAGCUUUGAAUCCAGAUCACAUCCCACACAUGCUAAAGAAGUGUCCGGAUUCAAUCCCUGACCCUAAGGCAGUACAAUACGUGAGAAAUGACCGUGGUACCCCCAUGAUUCUUGACAACAAUUACUAUAGAAAUAUUCUUGACAACAAGGGUCUUUUGCUAGUAGAUCAUCAGCUAGCACAUGACAAAAGAACAAAACCUUUUGUGAAGAAAAUGGCCAAAAGUCAAGAGUAUUUCUUCAAGGAGUUUUCUAAAGCUAUUACAUUGCUUUCUGAGAAUAAUCCUCUAACUGGUACUAAAGGUGAGAUUAGAAAAGAGUGCAGUGUUGCUAACAAACAACACCAUGAUGAGCCUUGAAAUGGAAAUUUCAUGGUGGAAGAAGAAGAUGAAGUGAUGUGUAAGAUAUUAUGGAGAAAUAAAAUGUUCAUGGAGAUUGAAGAACUUAGAUGCUUUUAAUUUUUAAUUAUGUACCUUUGUUUUUUAAUUAUUUAAUAUUAGUAUUAUGGUAGCUCAAUGUUGAGCAUGUUGAUGAUGUGAUGUAUGGUAUUUUAUGUGGUCCAUGGAUGGCAUGUAGUGACAAUGUUUAUGAUAUUAGUGCUCA
Vicia villosa (hairy vetch) is the source of this 1281-nucleotide messenger RNA. RefSeq names its product peroxidase 42. The record is from RefSeq and is a predicted model, not a curated record. Gene Ontology annotation, biological process: response to oxidative stress; hydrogen peroxide catabolic process. Lineage: Eukaryota; Viridiplantae; Streptophyta; Magnoliopsida; Fabales; Fabaceae. The transcript has 4 exons. The coding region runs from base 30 to 1037 and encodes 335 amino acids. Gene Ontology annotation, molecular function: heme binding; peroxidase activity.